AUGCCAUCUACGAUGAGUGUUAGUCUUCGUGACCGAGACGAUGGGUUCCUGCGUCAUUGUUCUAAAAGAGAUCCGUGGUAUUGUAUUGCAAAAAGGUCUCAAGGCUGCAAGGUUAGACGGACGCCUUGUCAGGGUCUGGGUUCCGGGCUCUGGAAAGUGAUGCCUGCACAUCGUCCUCGGCAGGGAGAUACCUGGGUCAGGGUAUAA
Pochonia chlamydosporia 170 is the source of this 207-nucleotide messenger RNA. RefSeq lists its product as hypothetical. The record is from RefSeq and is a predicted model, not a curated record. The coding region runs from base 1 to 207 and encodes 68 amino acids. The transcript has a single exon. Lineage: Eukaryota; Fungi; Ascomycota; Sordariomycetes; Hypocreales; Clavicipitaceae.